GGAGCGCCGGGGGCGGGGGGGUGGCUGGGACCUUCCCCGUCGCGCCCCGCCGGAGGCAGCGCCCGCUGUGCCGGGCAUGGGCGCUGCGGCUGAGUGGUGUGCUGUCCCGCCCCGUCCUGAUGAGUCCUCGCCGGAGCAAGGCGCUGGCGGCCCGGCCUCGGGAGGGAGGAUGUGGUGAGAGGAUGGGGCUGUCUCCCGCGGGGGCUCGCCAUGGCCAGGGAGGACUCGGUGAAGUGCCUGCGCUGCCUGCUGUACGCCCUCAACCUCCUCUUCUGGUUGAUGUCCAUCACUGUAUUAGGUGUUUCUGCUUGGAUGAGAGACUACCUGAAUAAUGUUCUGACUUUAACUGCAGAAACAAGAGUGGAGGAGGCUGUCAUUUUGACUUACUUUCCUGUGGUCCACCCAGUCAUGAUUGCAGUCUGCUGUUUCCUCAUCAUAGUUGGAAUGCUGGGCUACUGUGGAACAGUGAAAAGAAAUCUGUUGCUCCUUGUCUGGUACUUUGGAAGCUUGCUUGUAAUAUUCUGUGUUGAACUGGCCUGUGGUGUUUGGACCUAUGAGCAGGAAAUAACGGUUCCAGUGCAGUGGUCUGAUAUGAUCACGCUGAAAGCCAGGAUGACCAACUAUGGCCUACCUAGGUACCAGUGGCUGACCCAUGCUUGGAAUUUCUUCCAGAGGGAGUUUAAAUGUUGUGGGGUGGUGUACUUCACAGACUGGCUGGAACUGACAGAGAUGGACUGGCCGCCUGACUCGUGCUGUGUUAGAGAAUUCCCAGGAUGCUCUAAGCAGGCACAUCAUGAGGAUCUCAGUGACCUUUAUCAGGAGGGAUGUGGUAAAAAAAUGUACACUUUUUUGAGGGGGACGAAGCAAUUGCAAGUGCUGAGAUUUCUGGGAAUCUCGAUUGGUGUAACACAGAUCCUGGCUAUGAUCCUCACCAUUACUUUGCUGUGGGCUCUGUACUAUGACAGAAGGGAUCCCGGGGCGGAUCAGAUCAUGGCCCUGAAGAGCGAUACCUCGCAGCAGCUGUCGUGUCCCUCUGUGGAGCUGCUGAAACCAAGCCUGACAAGGAUCUUUGAGCACACUUCUAUGGCAAAUAGCUUUAAUACACACUUUGAAAUGGAAGAGCUAUAGGUGAUGCAAUGAAGCUCAAGUUGCAGAGGGUUUUAUUUUUUUCGUUGUUGGUUUUGCUCUGUUCCAUGGAGUGUGCCAACUGUACCAGUCUUCAUAUGCUUCAGAAAACAGCUGAUGAAUGGAAGGAGGCCAGCACAGAAAGAAGGUUAAACUCAUCAGUGUCUCAGCCAUGAACAGAGUUGAUUUUGUUUUAUAAAACACACUCAUUCACUGGGCAGAGUAAUAUUUAACUUAUUAUUGCAAGCCAUGUGAUGUGUACCAGUUGAUUCACAGGUAGACAGACAGAACCUUUAAGGAUGCAUCACGGGAGAAGAAGAGAAAUAGUCAUCUGAAGAAACAGCUGUGCUUUGGACAAACAAAAUGUGACAUCACUUAAAAUUGACUUUUAUAUUUUUAAAAAGCCAUUUGGAAAAAUGUCUUAAUCAGGGAUCUGUGUAUAUAUAAUUGUGUGUUUUUGUGUGUGCAUGGAAAGCAGAACUAAAAUUCAAGUCAAUACUUGGAUUUAAAAAUUUGCAAGAUUUGUAAAAAGGGCAAGAUUUUCUUUUUUCUAACAAAACCUUUCUUAGCUGGUGUUAUUAAAGGUGUUCUAAAACUUCUCUUUUUAUCUAACGUAACUGUUAAAUUUUUAAUUUUAAAUACAUUAAACAGGGAUUUAAAACAAAAAUAUGGCUCUGGACAAUAGAAUUUAAUUUUCUGAGUAAUUCUGGAGAAUUUUUCUUUGAAACAGUUGGUUCUAUAGAAUAUUUCUUGGUGAAAAGAAAGAAGCCUUUAAACAUUGUUUCCAAAAUGGGAAUCAAUAUGGGAGUAGCACAUUUUUAUAGAUAUAUCUUUUCUCCUGUCUGUGAUUCCCCUAAAAGUAGAAACAAAAGACAAAUGCUUACAGUUCUGGAUGCUAUUGCAAUAAUUGUAGAAGUACAUAGGGAGAAGUUAUAUUUUGGAGGCUUCUUCAUUAAGAGUUCUCUAGUGGCUUAAAAGGCCUACUGGAAACAACAUUAAAAUAUAUUUAUUGAGGUGGGGAAAGUGCAUUUUACUGUAUUUUUAUGAACAAUGUUUAUUUCAUAGGAUUAUUUUUACAAUUGGCCACGUUCCUGAAAUAUAUAUUUGUUCCACUGAGUACAGUAGUUUGUGGCAAAUGGGUUUUUGCAGAAUAUUACAUUUUAAAGUUCUUUUUGUUGUUUUCGAAUUUGUAAAAGAAAAGGGGGAAAAAAAGAUGUGAUUUGGUAGACAAUAAAAUGACUUUUGUCUUAAAUUCCA
Molecule: messenger RNA, 2382 nt
Organism: Calypte anna (Anna's hummingbird)
Lineage: Eukaryota; Metazoa; Chordata; Aves; Apodiformes; Trochilidae
Gene: TSPAN12
Product: tetraspanin 12
Exons: 8
Coding region: 211-1128 (305 amino acids)
Cellular component (GO): membrane
Source: RefSeq, a predicted model, not a curated record